CUGCUAGUAUGGUCUGAAGGGAGAGGUUGACAGCGGAGCAAAAAAACAAACCACAUCAAGUCGUUUUCUGUACAUUUUAAAACAGAUACCAUUACAACCAUGGAAUUGUGUGAGAUCCUGUACAACAAGGCGGAAUACAUUGAAACGGCGUCUGGUAACAAAGUGAGCAGGCAGUCGGUGCUGUGCGGCAGUCAGAACAUCGUCCUCAACGGCAAAACUAUAGUAAUGAACGACUGUAUAAUCCGUGGAGACCUGGCCAAUGUCAGGGUGGGGAGGCACUGUGUUGUGAAGAGCCGGAGUGUCAUUCGGCCGCCGUUCAAAAAAUUCAGCAAAGGAGUGGCCUUCUUCCCGCUGCACAUCGGAGACCAUGUGUUUAUAGAGGAAGACUGUGUGGUGAACGCUGCUCAGAUCGGAUCUUACGUUCACAUCGGGAAGAACUGUGUCAUCGGUCGGCGGUGUGUGUUGAAGGAUUGCUGUAAGAUCCUCGACAACACAGUUCUUCCUCCUGAGACCGUGGUUCCUCCCUUCACUGUGUUCUCAGGAUGCCCAGGUCUGUUUUCAGGAGAGCUCCCAGAAUGUACCCAGGACCUGAUGAUUGAUGUGACCAAGAGUUACUACCAGAAAUUCCUCUCUCUCAGCCAGAUAUAAACCCCUUAACCUACGCUACCCUAACCUACCCUAACCUACACUAUCCAGAUAUAACCCCUACCUUAACCUACCCCACCUUAACCUACCCUACCUUAACCUACCCUACCUUAACCUACCCUACCUUAACCUACCCCACCUUAACCUACCCUACUCUGCUCUACACUAUCCAGAUAUAACCACUACCUUAACCUACCCUACUCUGCUCUACACUAUCCGAUCCUUGUUCUGCCCAGUUAACUCACUGUUCCCCUGAACAAGGCAGUUUACCCUCUGUUCCUAGACCAGUUUACCCUCUGUUCCUAGACCAGCAUUGAAAAUAAAAAUUUGUUCUUAA
This is a messenger RNA of Oncorhynchus masou masou (cherry salmon), 982 nucleotides long. RefSeq names its product dynactin 5 (gene dctn5). The transcript has 6 exons. Gene Ontology annotation, cellular component: dynactin complex. The record is from RefSeq and is a predicted model, not a curated record. Bases 100 to 648 code for a protein of 182 amino acids. Lineage: Eukaryota; Metazoa; Chordata; Actinopteri; Salmoniformes; Salmonidae.